UUAGUCUGUUGGCUUUCAGUCUCUUGCUCGAUGGUAAUCAGUCACAACAAUUUACAAGCCGCCAAAAUUUUUUGUUUCCAUUUCAAUCAAUAAAUAUUUAAUCUCUGAAAAGUUUAUCAUAUUUUUCAUAAAUUCAAUUAUUUAAAUCCAUAAAAAAUAAAUUAUAUCAGUAUAGAAAGUUCUUGCACUUACGCUAAUGUCAGCUUUGCAAAAGUCUGUAUUGAAAUCAAAACUUCCACCUUCUGGGAUGGAUUUUACAACAACAAGAUCAUGUAAAGCUAGAGCAUUACAACGAAAGCGUGAUUAUGACCCGAUAGAAUGGACACCUUUUUUUGAUGACUCCAAGGACGUCGUGAUAGGAGAAAAUACAUUUCAUAUUUAUACUAAAGGAAAUGAAGGACCAACUCUAGUAUUAUUGCAUGGUGGUGGCUACAGUGCUCUUACUUGGGCUGAAUUUACGAAAUCUAUAACAUCAAUGAUAAUUUGUAGAGUAUUAGCACUCGAUUUACGAGGUCAUGGUGACACUCAUACAACUGAUGAUGAAGAUUUAUCAGGAGAUACAUUGGCGAUGGACGUUGCAGCUGUUGUCAAAAAAGUGACAGAAGGUAAUCCUGUAAUUUUAGUUGGCCACAGCAUGGGUGGUGCAGUUGCUGUACGAGCAGCUGAGCACUUGGAUAAUUUAACAGGAUUAACUCUGAUCGAUGUCGUCGAAGGCACAGCUAUGGACGCCUUGACAUCGAUGCAGAGUUUCCUCAGGUCAAGGCCGACUAGCUUUAGUUCAAUCUGUCAAGCUAUUGAGUGGUGUGUACGCAGCGGACAAAUACGUAAUAUCGAGUCGGCAAAAGUGUCUGUUCCAGGACAAAUAAAAAACAAUGAAACAAAUAAACUUGCGACCCAUGAUAUCAAAGAUGUAUUGGCAUCGUCAAUCGCCCAUUCCAAUGAAAAUUUAUCAGUUUCUAUUGAACGUGACGAUGUAAUACCUGAAGACAAAGUUGGUGAGGAUGAUCAUCAUGAUGAAGAGGAGGAGACUAAAGAAAAAAUAGAUAUAUUACCUACUGCGACAAAAGAUUUUGCCGAACAAAAUAAGAAAUAUAGUUGGAGAAUAAAUUUAUCUAAAACUGAAAAUCACUGGAGCGGUUGGUUCAAAGGUUUAUCAGCAGCAUUCUUGGAUGUUCCUGCUCCAAAAUUAUUACUGUUAGCUGGGAUUGAUAGAUUGGAUCGUGAGCUUACUGUAGGACAAAUGCAAGGAAAAUUUCAAAUGCAAGUACUACCCGCUUGUGGACAUGCAGUCCACGAAGACGUUCCCGAUAAAGUCGCAGAAGCAAUAGCUACAUUUAUGGUGCGAAAUAAAUUCGCCGAACCGGCAUCAGAUUUUCAUCGCGUCUUUCCGGCAUGUUAAUAAUAAAUAUAAAUAUAUUUAUUACAAAAUAUUUAUAGGCGUAAGCGCGCCUGUAAAUAUUAUGCACACAAGCCGACCGGAUCUUUGAGAAUCACACAAGGUCCCGCUCUUCCAGUUUUGAGUGGUGACACCUAAUAAUCAAUGACAAUAUUACCAUCCCGUCAAUAUUUAUCAAUAAAAUUAACUUUUAAAAAUAAUUAAGUGCAUAAGUA
Molecule: messenger RNA, 1611 nt
Organism: Microplitis mediator
Lineage: Eukaryota; Metazoa; Arthropoda; Insecta; Hymenoptera; Braconidae
Product: protein phosphatase methylesterase 1
Exons: 7
Coding region: 197-1399 (400 amino acids)
Biological process (GO): protein demethylation
Molecular function (GO): protein methylesterase activity
Source: RefSeq, a predicted model, not a curated record